Gaeumannomyces tritici R3-111a-1 is the source of this 1874-nucleotide messenger RNA. RefSeq lists its product as hypothetical. Gene Ontology annotation, biological process: lysosomal transport; retrograde transport, endosome to Golgi; Golgi vesicle transport. The transcript has 2 exons. NCBI's taxonomy places the organism in Eukaryota, Fungi, Ascomycota, Sordariomycetes, Magnaporthales, Magnaporthaceae. The record is from RefSeq and is a predicted model, not a curated record. Bases 269 to 1264 code for a protein of 331 amino acids. Gene Ontology annotation, cellular component: membrane; EARP complex; GARP complex.
UCAGGCUUCCCCAACGGGUGGACCAAUUGACCACGUCACAGGCCCAUUUGGCGGCGUUUCGGGGAGAACUCAAUACAACCCAUUUACCCCAUUCGGACGCUACAGCAAGCACAAGCCGACGAGCCGCAAGCUGCCUCGGGGCGCCGCCGCCGCUCGCCAAACUCCCCCAAAGCCUCCAUGCCGAAGACGCCGACCAGGCCGACCGCGUGACCCUCCCGAGCCCGUCGCAGGAGGGGAGCCCAGACCAGACCAGAUCCAACCACCCACCAUGUCCACAAUAGCAACGCCGCGGGAGAUCCCCCGCCGGGUGCACUCGACCCAGACGCCCACCUCGUCGUCCCGCCCCUCGCUCGACGACCCGCGAUCCCAGACCUCGUCGCCGAGCGGCGGCAACGCCGCCGCCGCGGGGCCGACGUCGGCCCCGGGUAGCGCGCAGCAGGCCGCCCCGGGCGCCGCGCGGCGCAACCGCGCUGCGCUGCGCGAGUACUACAACCUGAAAAAGGCGGCGGCGGUAGCAACAGCAACAGCAGCAGCGCCGACGCUCGAGGUGACGGACGACUCGGCCGACGGCGCCGACGGCGGCGGGGGCCUGGCGGCGGGCGGCUACUCCGAGGUGGCGCCGUCCGAGAUGGACGCGCCGGGCUUCGACGCGGCCGCCUUCGUGGCGCGCGCCGCCGCCGAGAGCUCGCUCGCCGACCUGCUGCGCACCUACACGCGCGUGCUGUCCGAGGCCCGGGCGCUGGACGCCGAGAAAAAGGCGCUUGUGUACGACAACUAUAGCAAGCUGAUCACGGCGACCGAGACGAUACGCAAGAUGAGGGCAAACAUGGACCCGCUCAACCCCAUGGCCUCGACGCUCGACCCGGCCAUCGCGCACAUCUACAACCAGGCCUCGUUGAUACGGGAGGAGAUGCGGCGUGAGGUGCAGCCGCCCGAGGAGCGCGGCGACCGGGCGGCCGAGCGGGCGCGCAGGGAGCGGACGCGCGAGGUGGCGCGGCUAGUGCUGGCGGCGCCCGCGCGCGUGCGCGAGCUCGUCAGCGACGACAAGCUCGACGAAGCGCAGAGGGAGUGGGCGCUGCCGAGGCGGCUGCUGCUGUCGUGGAAGGAGCGCGGCGUCGGCGGGCCCGACGUGGACACUUGCCUAGAGGCGGGCGACGCCGCGAUACGGAGCGGGGUGGACGCACAAAAUAAGGAGCAGAAGGAGGAUGAGGAGGAGGAGAGUGAAGACGAGGGCGGCCAAGGGAGUGAGAGCGACGGCGACUAGGGCCGGGAAGACCUUACGGAUUGGACUGCUUUUGAGACUAGGAGGAACAAGCAUUUAUACCCCAAUUGAAGACGAAGCUAGCGAUAACUCGACCCGAGGUUCGCUGUGAUGGCCCAGUCCCCAGAAAGGCUACGCAGGCUUGUCGACCUCCCAACAUCUACCAGCUGCCUCGAAAGCACACACACCCCACUCACACAAGAGUUUCCACAUCCCAAAUCUCGAAAGGAUCGGCAUCCACCUCGCUCACAGCCACCUCGGCCGGCGGGCCCGCGUACAGCCCGCCCAGAGCCUCGGCCAGCUUCCCGCGCAUCACCUCGCGCAGGAAGGCGCGCUCCGAGUUGCUGUGGAAGACGGUGACGACGUACCUGCCGAGCAUGGUGAGGCGCAGCGCGGCGUGGUGGCUCAUCUCGCCCGUGACGACCACGUCCGCGUCGGCCCCAUGCAGCACGUCGGCGCCCGAGCCGGCGCAGACGGCGACCGAGGCCACCCUAACGGCGGCCAGGCGGGCGGCGCGCUCGGUCGGGGACUCGUAGCGAUGGGAUGCGGGGCGGGGCGCGGCGACGGACACGUAGCGCUGGCCGCCCAGGCGGGCGGCGGCGGCGCGCACGAG